AUGUCUUAUGAGUGUAAGGAAUUUGAAGAAGCCUAUGGUGAGACUUUAUCCCUCAAUAACUAUGUAACACCUCAGAGUGGAGAGAGGCCUUACGAAUGUAAGGAAUGUGGGAAAUCGUUCAGCGGGACCUCAUCCCUCAUGAUGCACAUGAGAACUCACACUGGAGAGAAGCCGUUUGAAUGUCAGGAGUGUGGGAAAGCCUUCUGUCGGGCCUACUCCCUCACAACACACAUAAGGACUCACACUGGAGCGAGGCCCUAUUGUUGUAAGGAGUGUGGGAAAGCCUUCAGGCAGCACUCAGCCCUCACUACACACAGACGGACGCACAGUGGAGAGCGGCCCUACGAGUGUCAGGAGUGUGGGAAAGCCUUCAGUCUGCCGUCCCACCUCAGUCGGCAUAUGAAUUCUCACAACGGAGAGAAACCGUAUCUAUGUAAGGAAUGCGGGAAAGCCUUUAGGUGUUCUUCCAACCUUACUGCACAUUUAAGAAUUCACAGUGGAGAGAAGCCUUAUGUCUGUAGGGAAUGUGGAAUGGCCUUUAGUGAUGCAUCAGGACUCAAUGGGCAUUCAAGAGUUCACAGUGGAGAGAAGCCUUACGAGUGUAAGGAGUGUGGGAAGGCCUUCAGCAGGGCCUCAUCCCUCACAAUACACGUAAGAAUUCACACUGGAGAGAGGCCUUAUGAAUGUCAGGAAUGUGGGGAAUCCUUUAGUCAGCUGUCAGGACUUACUGGACACAGAAGAAUUCACACUGGAGAGAAGCCUUAUGAAUGUAAAGAAUGUGGGAAGGCCUUUAGUUUUUUCACAUCCCUCGUUAUACAUAUAAGGCGUCACACUGGAGAGAGGCCCUAUAAAUGUCAAGAGUGUGGGAAAGCCUUCAGCCUGCACUCCCACCUCAGUCGGCAUCUAAGUUCUCACAGUGGAGAGAAACCUUAUGAAUGUAAGGAAUGUGGGAAAGCCUUCAAUUGUUCCUCAAACCUUAUUGCACAUUUAAGAAGUCACAGUGGAGAGAAGCCUUAUAUCUGUAGGGAAUGUGGGAAAGCUUUUAGAUAUGCGUCAGCACUCACUGUACAUAAAAGGGUUCACAGUGGAGAGAAACCUUAUGAAUGUAAGGAGUGUGGGAAGGCCUUCAGUAGGGCCUCAUCCUUCACUAGACAUUUAAGAAUUCACAGUGGGGAGAAGCCUUAG
Molecule: messenger RNA, 1185 nt
Organism: Elephantulus edwardii (Cape elephant shrew)
Lineage: Eukaryota; Metazoa; Chordata; Mammalia; Macroscelidea; Macroscelididae
Product: zinc finger protein 571-like
Exons: 1
Coding region: 1-1185 (394 amino acids)
Cellular component (GO): nucleus
Source: RefSeq, a predicted model, not a curated record